Messenger RNA from Naegleria gruberi, 1281 nucleotides. RefSeq lists its product as uncharacterized. Bases 1 to 1281 code for a protein of 426 amino acids. The transcript has a single exon. The record is from RefSeq and is a predicted model, not a curated record. Gene Ontology annotation, molecular function: ribosome binding. NCBI's taxonomy places the organism in Eukaryota, Heterolobosea, Eutetramitea, Acrasida, Naegleriidae.
AUGAAAAGAUUUGUUCCUCUUGCAAAACAACACAAAGGUCUUCCAAUUCUUCUCAGAAAUUCUACCUUCGCAUCACCAACAUUAUUUUCCGAAGGUGGUAAAAAGAAGUUUUGUUGCAAUCUUUAUCAACGAGAAGGAAAAUUCGAUGAUGAGAAAUAUAAUGAUAAAAAGCUCAAGUAUGAACAACAACUUUCUCCUCUUCAAGUCUUUUUUGAUUAUAAACAAUUCUUGAUUGGAGGUACAUUUGGUAUAUUUGGGGAUUUAUUAAAAUAUAGAGAAAUGAGAAAGGAAAUUUCCUAUAGACCAUUUAGAGUUGCUAGUAGAAAGGAAAUGUUAUUUAUGAAUGGAUUUAGAUUUGAUUUUGUUAAAUUGUUAAUACCAGCUUCAGGCAUUUUCAUGUAUCCAAAAUUAUUACUUGUUUAUUUGCCUUUAUGUUAUUAUUAUCCUAGCAUUAGACCUUCCUAUUAUCAAUCUGAUUCACUUAAAAAGGCUAUCAGAGAAAAUUCUCAUCAAAUGAGAAAAGAACAAAGAGAUCUUAUCAUUCAAGAAGUUUUGAGAUUAACAUCAAAUAUACAUACUAUGAAUUAUGGACAACAAGAUACAAGAGUGAGUGAAGAUAUUGCAUUGCUAUUGUCUGUCAUUCAAAAAAUUAAUGCACUUAAAACUCAUAAUCUCCCUAUUCAUUUACUACCAAACUUGGAUUCUUUGCUAAAAGAUUUGAAACAAUUGGAUCAAUCAGAAUUAUUUAAUAAUCACUUGACAAUUGAAAAGUUUUCAGACUCUGUUAUUGAUAGCUUGUGUAGAUUCAGUUUUGUUGCAAGACUUAUUUUCAAUGGUAUCAGUGGUGUCUUUAAAUUGACAAGUAGUGGAUCUAUCGUAGGAAGUAGAUCAGGUGGAUUGGAAUCAAACAUUCACUCUAUCAAGUAUAUGAUCAAGCAUUUAUUUAUGGGUGCCUCUGCCAGCAAUACUUCAUCUAUCAGAUCGAUGGUUCCUAUUAGUUAUAAGAGAAAGAUGUUGAAAUACUAUUUGAAUUUAAUUAGACAAGAUGAUCACUUCAUACAGCAAGUUAUUGAUACAAUGAGCUUGAAGGAAAUGAUUGAAGCAAGUUAUGUUCGUGGAUUUGUGCACGAUUGGAAAUUUAAAGAAAUUAAGGAGGAAGAUAUGAAGGUUAACCAUAGAGAAAUUAUUGAAAGAUACUUCAAAUUGUGGUGUGAAUUUAGCUCUUCAGUCCAAAAUGACAAUUUAUUCUUAUUGACAACUGUUUUGUUAUUUAUUCAUUGA